UAAAUUGAAGUUAAGGUGCAAGACUGCAAGUGAGUUCUUCCCGUUAAAAAAAAAAGAGUUCUUCCCUUCCUUUGCUCCUUCCACUCCAGGUCGGGAGAAUACCACUCAAGACAACGACCUAAAACUCUGCAGCGAACACUCUCUCGAACAGCAGAAGUGCAGAACAGGAAGCGUAAAGUUGCGAGUUGCGAGUUGCGACGGCUGAACUCUGAAGCGAAGUGAACCGCGCACGGCGCACCGCCACCCCCACCGCCGACUCGCCGGCCUCCCAACUCCCGAGACGCCCAUUACAUUUUUCAGUCAGUUUAAUCCUGGCUCCGCCACUGCUCUAUAACUAUGCCUGCACAUCGGUCUCUUUGUGCAACAGCAAGAGCAACUGGGCUCUCUCAUCUCCGGAAAUACAAAGUGAGAGUGGGAGUGACAGAGUCCGCCGCCUUCUCUACCUACAUUGACGCGCAUCAGCCAAUGCUGGUGCGUGAUUUCAUACAUGCGGCGCUUUAUCACCCUCGCAAUGGUUACUUCUCCAAAACCACAACGUCAGGUCCUGUUGGAGUCUUGGAGGCUACUAUCAAGUUCAAUCAGCUUCAAGGCAGGAAAGCUUAUUUGCAACAUCUAAACAAGAUUUACAAGCAAAGUCACAUAUCAUGGUUUACUCCCGUCGAGCUUUUUAAGCCUUGGUAUGCUCAUGGCAUAGCUGAAGCCAUUUUGCGUACUGCUAAUUUUUCAGUUCCUCUGAAAAUCUAUGAGAUAGGUGGUGGAUCUGGAACUUGUGCAAAGGGUAUAAUGGAUUAUGUAAUGUUGAAUGCACCACCUCGAGUUUACAACAACAUGACUUACAUAUCAGUGGAGAUAAGUCCUUCUCUAGCUGAAAUUCAAAAGGAAACUGUUGGUCAAGUUCAAAGUCACAAAUCAAGAUUUAGGGUUGAAUGUCGUGAUGCUGCAGAUCAAAAUGGAUGGGGUGAUGUACAACAGGAGCCAUGCUGGGUCAUCAUGCUAGAGGUGCUUGAUAACCUCCCCCAUGAUCUUAUCCAUUCUAAAAAUCAAGCUUUACAUUGGGAAGAAGUAUGGGUUGAGAAGCAGCUUGACAGGGAUGCUCCUGUGGAGUUGUACCGACCAUUACAAGAUCGAUUAAUUAAACUUUGCAUUGAGAUAUUGGCUGAGGAUAUCAAUGGCUCGGUAAAUAGACUGACAUCAGUUGCAAGAAGUAUUUUAUCUAAAGUGUUCCCUAAGCCUCAGCAGUGUUGGCUACCAACUGGCUGUUUGAAACUUAUGGAGGCUUUACAUAGUUCCCUGCCAAAAAUGUCGUUGAUUGCUUCAGAUUUUAGUUACCUACCUGAUGUGAGGAUACCUGGUGUGAGGGCUCCGCUUGUCUCAGCAAAGGUUCAUGGCCACAGCGUAGAUUAUGAGAGUUACCUGGAUGCAAAGGGUGAUGCUGAUAUCUUUUUCCCAACAGACUUCUGGCUUUUAGAGCGCAUUGAUCACUAUUGCUCCGGUGGAAUGCAACCAUGUCAAAAGAAUCCAGCCAAGGGCAGGAAGAAGAGGCGAACUAUUACACUUGAUACAUCUGCUUUCAUGGAAGAAUUCGGGCUGCCAUCAAAAACGAGAACCAAAGAUGGUUAUAACCCGCUGCUGGAUGACUUCAAAAAUACCAAGUUCUAUUUGAGUGUGCCGACUUAUAAUAUCAAAUAGAUUGGGAUAAGAUUUGCUGCAGAUUUUAAGUUGUACAAGCUUGCCUUUUCUUUUUCAAAUAGUUUUGCUAAUUGAUUAGUGUAAUGGGGGGUUGGGGGGAACUUUCUUCGCUCUGAAAUAAAUGAAACUAUUCUCUCAAAAAACUCUCAUAUAAAAGAAAGCGUUUCAUUUGUUUCAUAAUGGAGGAAGUAUCUAAAUGAAUGGUUGAAAGAUAAUUAAAGAAAUAAUGAACGAAAGAAGUAACUGGCAAGUUGCUUUUUCAGAA
Molecule: messenger RNA, 1954 nt
Organism: Beta vulgaris subsp. vulgaris (sugar beet)
Lineage: Eukaryota; Viridiplantae; Streptophyta; Magnoliopsida; Caryophyllales; Amaranthaceae
Exons: 15
Coding region: 337-1689 (450 amino acids)
Cellular component (GO): mitochondrion
Molecular function (GO): protein-arginine omega-N symmetric methyltransferase activity
Source: RefSeq, a predicted model, not a curated record